Molecule: messenger RNA, 1825 nt
Organism: Achroia grisella
Lineage: Eukaryota; Metazoa; Arthropoda; Insecta; Lepidoptera; Pyralidae
Product: cytochrome P450 CYP12A2-like
Exons: 11
Coding region: 124-1734 (536 amino acids)
Molecular function (GO): heme binding; oxidoreductase activity, acting on paired donors, with incorporation or reduction of molecular oxygen; iron ion binding
Source: RefSeq, a predicted model, not a curated record
CGCGGAUAUGUUUAUUUGUUGAGAGCAAUAAAUUAAAUUAGACAAAGAACUAACAACAAACGCUCUUCAGGUCGCAGUGAAGGUCGCCGAUUAUCAAACAUAUCGUAUAGGUACUCUCAGUAUAUGUAUACAUACAUAGAUAACACUGCGUCCAUUAAAUCAUCAAAACAGCGCGACGUUCAGUCACAAUCCGAAGGUAACAUCAUGCAAACGUCAAAGUUUAAACCAGUGUUUUGUUUGGUGGCAAUCAACAAAAACUUUGUCAGAAAUGUCGCUGUUAAAAGCGCAUCGUCGGAAGAAGUUAUUAAGGCAGUGGACGAUACACAAUUGAAGUCAUGGCAGGAAAUACCAGGACCGUCAUCACUACCUAUUAUAGGGCAACUUCAUCAUUUCCUUCCUGGAGGCGAUCUAAGCAACUUGUCAGCCUCUGAAUUUGGAGAAAAAAUGUACCAGACAUAUGGGCCUAUCACUAAAUUGACGACCUUUGGUUCACCACCAGUUAUAUUUUUGGGAGACCCCGAAAGUUCCGCUCAAAUCCUCAGGGGAGACAAUUGGUUUCCUAUACGAACCGGGUUUGACACCCUGGACUAUUACAGAACUAAAUACAAAAAAAGUAAAGCUCCCGAAUAUUCCGGACUACUGACCGACCAAGGAGAAAAAUGGAAAAAUUUUAGAUCUAAGGUCAAUCCCGCUUUGUUGCAACCAAAAACGAUCAAACUGUAUAGGACUGUUCUUGAAGAAGUUGCUCAGGAUAUGAUUAACAGGAUAAGAUCAAUCCGAGGUGAAAACAAUAUGAUAAAAACUGAUUUCGAUGUUGAGAUGAACUUAUGGGCAUUAGAAUCCAUCGGUGUAGUGGCACUUGGUGACCGACUGAAUUGUUUCGAUCCCAAUUUACCCGAAGAUUCGCCAGCAAGGAGACUUAUCAAGGUUGUGCAUGAAGUUUUCAUUCUAGCUGAAGAAUUGGAUUUUAAACCUAGCCUUUGGCGAUUAAUUUCUACACCAAAAUUCAAGAGAGCAAUGAAAGUAUAUGAGGAACAAGAAAAUUUGGCUAAGUAUUUCGUGGGAAAAGCAAUAGAAAAAUAUAACACCAAAACUGUAAACUCUGACGAAGAAAAAGGAGUCUUAGAAAAAUUGCUUGAAAUAGAUGAAAAUAUAGCACAUAUAAUGGCAUCGGAUAUGUUAUUUGCUGGUGUUGAUACGACUUCAAACACAAUAACAGCGUCGCUAUAUCUUCUCGCGAUUAAUCCAGAAAAGCAAGAAAAACUGCGAGAUGAAUUAAACUCAGAACAAAAGAGUCGUUACUUGAGAGCUUGCAUCAAAGAAUCAUUGAGAAUAUUACCAGUUGUUUCCGCAAACGCCAGACAAACAACUAAGGAAUAUAACAUAUUGGGAUAUCGCAUACCUAAAGAUAUGCUAGUUGUAUUUCAACACGAAAUGAUGUCCAAGAUGGAAAAUCAGUAUCCCAGACCUUUGGAGUACCUGCCAGAGAGAUGGCUUGUAGAUAAAGAAGACCCGCUAUACUACGGCAACGCACAUCCAUUCGCUCACAAUCCUUUUGGUUUUGGUGUUCGCGCUUGUAUAGGACGUCGCAUUGCGGAAUUAGAAGUAGAGACUUUCCUUGCAAAAAUGAUACAGAAUUUCAAAGUUGAAUGGUUCGGACCUCCGCUCAAAAUUAAAAAGACCUCCUUAAACUACACUGCGCCGCCUUUCAAUUUUGUUUUAAAAGACAUUUAAUUAUCAGAAAAUAUAAAAUUGCAUAUCUAGACCAUUGUUACUGGCAGAUUGUCCACCAUUCUUUUUAUAAACUUUAUAUUUUUUAUAUCUA